Messenger RNA from Linum trigynum, 1569 nucleotides. NCBI's taxonomy places the organism in Eukaryota, Viridiplantae, Streptophyta, Magnoliopsida, Malpighiales, Linaceae. The record is from the annotation of a GenBank genome assembly.
AAACUCGUGACCAAAACCAUCAUAUCCUAUCAUAUUUCUCAUCUGUUGUGUCUCUAUUUUAUUCCCCUGAUCCCAUCCCUCAUUUCCCAAAUUAAAUUACUUCCUCGUUUUUAAUUUGUGAUACCCUUUUUUUUCUUGAUCAUCAAAAGAAUUCCCAUUCAAGGGUUGCCCUUCUUGCUGCAAGCUUAUGAUCAUAGCAUGAACCAUAAAAGAAAUUAAGAAGGUUUCGAAUUCGAAGAAUUCUUCGACGCCAGCCAACUCGCUUGACGUGUUAGCGAGUCAAGCAGGCGUAGGGUUCUGCUAUUUGCAUCCACAAAUUCAUCAACUACUGAAUAGUGCUAUUAAUCGUUGAAUUAAGUAAGUUUUUUUUUUUUGUUCAUAUUUAAGCAUUCAUAAAACUUCAUUUCUUGAUGAUUACACACAUCCAAAAUUCUCACGAAAAUUAUAAUAAUUAUGAUAUUCAUUAAAAUACAUUAAUACUGGCGAACACAGGCAAAGAUGGACAAAACAUUGAGGGGAGCGCAGUACACGAUGAGCGACGGGCACACGCUGGCGACGGAGGUAGUCAACGACGAGGAAUCCCACCUCUGCCUCUACAUCCUCCUCCAGGACAUGUUCAAAGUCGGGGACAUGGUCGUCGGCAUCGACAUCGAGUGGGGCUUCAAAUCCACCUCCUCCUCCUCUUCCGCUGCGGUCAGCAGGUCCGCCAGCCUCUCCGGUCGCACCAUUCCACUCGACUCCCAAACCCACCACCAACAACAGCAGCAACAACCACCACCUUCCGCUUCGCAGCCAGCGGAGCGGAAGGCCGUGGAGCAGCACGCAGCCCUGGUGACGCUCUGCACCAAGCUGGGCUGCGUGCUGAUACGGAUGAACCCAAAGCAGCUGCCCUCGCUGUCGCCGUCCCUGCGCAAGUUUCUCGCCAUCAAGGAGAUCCUCUUCGUCGGGGUCCACAUCAGGGAGGACCUGCACCGGAUGAAGAAGUUGUACGGCGUGAUCGUGAGGAACGCGGUGGAGCUGAGCGACCUGGCGGCGAAGAUGAACGACCACCCGAGGUUUCUAGGGAUGAGCGCCAGGGAGCUGUGCUCGAAGGUUUGUUCGAUCAAGUUGGAGCAGAAGCCGUUCGUGGUGCUGUGGUCCAACUGGUUCGACCCCACGCUGAGCAACGAGCAGCUCGAGUCGGCGACCACCGAUGCGUACGCGGCGUAUAAGACUGGGCGGAAGAUGUUGGAAGGCGGCAAUAGCAGCGUCAAGAGGUUGUUUUAUUGAUUGAUAGCUACAUUUUUCAUCUACGGGGGAAAAGGACCGUCAAAAGUAGGGAAACGGUACGGUUGUCAAAAUAGUUUUUGGCGACCAUUUGGUUGGUUUUUGUCGAGUUAUGUUCUAGUUUAAUUCAAAUUAUUAUUAGAAUAGCUGAUUUGGGGAGUUGGGUGACUUUGGAUAUAGAUUCAGUUUAGUUUAAAUGUUUGUAUAUAGGGUUUUUUUUUGUGUUUGUUUUAUUAUCGUUUGUUACUACUUUGUAAAAACAUAUCGGAGUUUAUACUGGAAAAAUUAAUUGUAGAGUAUUUU